AUGGUAUCAGGUAGAGGCGGUCCUGAUGUCUUCGGCCCCCCUGGAGGAUUGGGAGCAGGUCAAGCUUCUUCAGCCAUUCCUCAUAAGCUAGCUCUUUGGGUCUCCUCACCUCUCAGUCAUUCUUAUGGGGGAGUUAGGUUGUCUGUGUCCCUCUUAAGGUACUUCCCCAGGAGUGAUCUGAUGGCGGGGCUGGCAGGACUGUCCUUUUCUUUGGACACGAACCAGGAAUCUAUGUUCCCUUUUAAAAUAGCAGCAUAAAAAAAAAAAAAAUCAGCAUCACAGAGGUGAGGCCAUUAUCAAACACAGACCAAAGAAAUGAGACCGCAGCUAAUGAUUGAACUUAAAGGGCCUGUGCUUUCUCCACUCUCUUCCAGACCAUUUCUGCUUCGAACAGGAGAGCCUGUGAGCAGGCAGUCUUCACAUCCCUACACCACGGAGGAUCUCAUCAAACAGUGUAACUGCGGGGACCUCAGCUCCGUCAUCUUCAGCCAUCACAGCGCCCAGCCGAGGGCCCUUGUCCUCUGCCCAGCUCAGCAGGCAUCUGAACACAAGAACAAAGACCGCCUGUGGACACCUGCACUUCCUGUUCCUAAGGAACUCAUCACUGCUCGGGAGAUUGACAAUUUCCAGGAGCUCAUCUACAAGUGGAAUGAGAGGAUGGGGGAGUGGGUGAAGGCCCUUUUGGAGGAGUUCUCCGACAAAGGCUUUUUCUUUGUCUUUGGAGCUGCUUUGGAGUGA
This is a messenger RNA of Myotis myotis, 738 nucleotides long. RefSeq names its product TraB domain containing 2A (gene TRABD2A). Gene Ontology annotation, biological process: negative regulation of Wnt signaling pathway. The record is from RefSeq and is a predicted model, not a curated record. NCBI's taxonomy places the organism in Eukaryota, Metazoa, Chordata, Mammalia, Chiroptera, Vespertilionidae. Gene Ontology annotation, molecular function: metalloendopeptidase activity. Gene Ontology annotation, cellular component: membrane.